AUGUAUAGCAUAGCCCUGAGGGAAAUGAUUAAUGAUGAGGAAGAAAAACAAAAACAAAAAUCAAUCAGAAGACAACUCAGAGAUUCUUCAAACCCUUUGGAGUUGCGUGAGCCAUUAUUUCAUCAACACUAUCGAGUAAAUAAAGAAGCCUUCAAAUAUUUGUUGGAUGUUCUUUCCAGUUCCUUGCCCCCAGUAAAACAAAAAUUUGGUGUGCCCCCAAUUAUAAAACUUGCAGCCACCUUACGUUUCCUUGCGGAGGGCGGGUACCAAAAGGGAGUUGGGAAGGACCAUGAAGUUGGGUUGGCACAACCAUCUGUAAGCCUUAUUAUGGCUGAAGUGUUGAACGUGUUGGAGGAGAGGCUUUGUCCAGAAUGGAUAAAGUGGCCAACACAAAACGAAUGUAGAAGAAUCAGCCAAGAUUUCUUCAUGAAAUUCAAUAUGCCAAGCAUAAUAGGAUGUGUAGAUGGAACACAUGUCAACAUUAUAUCGCCAUCACACAACAAACACCUUUUUUAUAACAGGAAAGAUUUGUGA
This is a messenger RNA of Eupeodes corollae, 534 nucleotides long. RefSeq lists its product as uncharacterized. The transcript is spliced from 3 exons. The record is from RefSeq and is a predicted model, not a curated record. The coding region runs from base 1 to 534 and encodes 177 amino acids. NCBI's taxonomy places the organism in Eukaryota, Metazoa, Arthropoda, Insecta, Diptera, Syrphidae.